UGGAGGAGGAAACUGAAUUAUUUGGCGACAUCAUCAUCAUCACCAGAUUUGCUAUCUGGUUCACGUGACAUCACAGAGGGAUGGGGAAUUAAAUGGGUUUUAUUUAGAUGUAAUCCCUUAUAGCAAUCGGCAGACUGGGUAAAAUGUCCUCGUGAAGGGAGAGAUAAACCGUGCUGGAUUAGUUCAAGCCCCUGCCCAACCCAGCCUAUCCUCCUUUUUUUUCUUUUUCCACCAACGAAUAUUUGGUGGCUAUCUGCUGUGGAAUAACUCCUUUUCCUCAGCUGUGUUUGUGCAGUUUGGUGAGAUGUGGAUGUGUUUUUUGUGUGGUAUUUUUUUUCAGCUCACACAACAAAGCAACAUGGCCAGAGAUUAAUUAUUCAAGGACGGACAGCUAAGGGGGGAGUCACCUGAUAGUGUGGACUUACUACAAUCCAGUUUCAGGUGAAAUGGAACACUUCUUCCUUGUUGUUCUUUGAUGCUGUACAGGAAGACUUGAGCUUCUAAGUGCACUUUUUUUCUCCAACGCUUCUUUUUUGUAGCUUUUUUUUUAAAGUUGCCAAUGCUUGUCCCUAACAAACAGUUGGGCCUUGGACGCUCCCAUAGUUGGGACACAUUAGGAGGGAAUGAGGGUCAGUGGGAGAGGCAGUGUGACAGCGUGUACGAGCAGCAAGCGAGAGUAACAGGCCGACGAAACUCCCUGUCAUACGGGGAGGGGGCAGGGUGGUACGAGGCUCCAACAGGGGUGCGUCCUCCUGACCUGGAUUUGAAACGCGCUUCAUAUUCUUACCAAGACACACCCUACGGGCAGGUUUAUGCUGAGCGACACGAUCCACGGGGGCUGAGGAAGAGCUCUGUGCCGGACUUAAACCACUACGAACGUGCACCCAUGGCUCACCGAGGAUCCGUACCACACCAGGAUUACUAUCCUCACGACCCAGCCAUGACUCCACGACCUCCUGAGGGUCUCUACCGGGCAGAGCAUCAGUCUCCUCUACCUCACCCUCAUCCACUUAGCAGGUCAGGUUCACAUUUUGGGAUUUCACCUGGAGCUCGAACAUCAUGGGAUCAGGGUCAGCCUGGCAGGACAGGACCCCAAGGUCCUUCAUCACCACUACCGCCUGCCCCAACAGCUCAUGAAUUGAAUCGAGCUUAUAGAGAACCUGUUGUCAAGUUGAUGCAAGAUGGGCAGCAGCACUUACCUUCAAGGGAUCCACCUCCCGUUCACUAUAGUAUGGAGCAAGUUUCGCCUCGAUAUGCCAGUGAACCUCUACCGUCGACUGGUCAACCAGUCUAUACAGGUGUUGAUGGCCGCCCUCUGGAUUCACAGCAACAGGUUGCUACCUGUCUUGUUGUAGAUCCUGCGAGUCAAGGUAUGGCAAUGAGGCAAGAUGCAACUUCUCCUUACACCAUCCAACAGCAGCAGCAAUUACAACAUCAGCAACUGCAACAGCAGCAGCUCCACCAGCAACAAUUACAGCAGCAACACUUACAGCAACAACAACUACAGCAACAGCAAAUGCAGCAGCAACUACAACAGCAACCAAUUCAACAGCAGCAGCUUCAGCAAGAGCAGUUGCAGCAGCAUCUGCAACAGCCACCUCUACCUCCACCUGCCAUACCGGUGUCUGACCCAAAUCUUGCUAUGACCACUCCACUUCCAGCUCCACCUAUUCCAGUGCAGACCGCACCGGUUGUCCCAGUUGCACCUGCUCCUGUUCAGGCUGCACCUACUCCAGCCCCUCCUCCUCCAGCUACUCCACUUCCUGCUCCGCCGUCUGCUCCUCCCCCAGUGGCCCCACAGACACCGUUGCCCGUAGACCCCAAGAGGUCAGUGGAUCCAGAAUUCCUUUCUUUGCUGCGCAAUGAAGGCCUAACAGAGAGCACCAUCUCCUCGCUCAUCCAGCAAGGAUUUGACUCCACUAGUAUGCUAGCUGUUAUGGAGGAUAAUGAUGUCCGCACUGUUGCUCCCAAUCUUGGCCAGGCUCGUGUGCUGUCUCGCCUGCUCCAUGGCUUCAAGCGGCCCAUUGACACAACUCCAGCCCUCUCCCGGCCUCAGACACCCAUGCGAGGUCGUUCUAGUAGCUUUAGCCAUCGCUCAGACAUCUAUCAGCAACAGCACCACCAUUCAUCACACCCUUCGCAGGCAAUGGCCAUGGAUCCUCAGAUCAUGCUACCACAGAUGCCUGCAGCCAUGCAAACCAUCUCUCCAAGAAUGGGAGAAAUAAUAAGUAGGAGGCCCAGCAGCGCCCCUUCUCAAAACAUCCUGGAAGCCUCCGCAAGCUACCCAGGCCAACCACCUCGAUCCCCCGGACCAUACGCUGGGGCCAUUAUUCCUGUCCAUACAAGACCGAUGUCAGCUUACUCAGCAGCAGUGACAAUGUCUGGGAUGCCUAUGCAUGGCAUGCAGAUCAUGCCACAACAAAUGACUGGAUCAAUGCCUGCUAUUCCAGGAUCUAUUAACUCCAUGCCAGGAAUGCCACAACAGAUGCCCAUAUCCAUGCCAGCUUUGCAGCAGCCACCUCAGCAAGUUCCAAAAGCAUACUCCACCAAUUAUACAGUACCCAUGGAGCUGAUGAAGAGGGAUAGAAGUAUAUUGCCAUUGUCGCCAAUGCACAGCCCCCACCCAAGCCCUCAGCUGAUCCGUAAAGGAGGGGGACCUACAUCAGACAAUGCUCUCAUCCCGGCAGGAACAACUGUACAAGGCCAUGGUGCCUUGGUUGCUAACCAGAAGCUGAGUCGACGCACAGGUCCACCUGUCAUCGUGUCCACGAUGGCAUCUCCAGACACAAGUAUUCGGCCCCAGAUUAUGAAUGGGCCUAUGCAUCCUCGCCCCCUGGUGGCGCUUCUGGAUGGGCGCGACUGCACUGUGGAAAUGCCCAUCCUCAAAGAUCUGGCCACUGUGGCUUUCUGUGACGCUCAGUCCACGCAGGAGAUUCAUGAAAAGGUGCUGAAUGAGGCUGUCGGCGCCAUGAUGUACCACACCAUCACUCUGACCAGAGAGGACCUGGAGAAGUUCAAGGCGCUGCGCAUCAUCAUCCGCAUUGGCAGUGGCUACGACAACAUCGACAUCAAGGCCGCCGGAGAGCUCGGAAUAGCGGUGUGUAAUAUUCCCUCGGCGGCGGUAGAAGAAACAGCAGACUCGACGCUUUGUCAUAUUCUCAACCUGUACCGGCGAAACACCUGGCUGUACCAGGCUCUCCGGGAAGGCACGCGGGUCCAGAGCGUGGAGCAGAUCCGGGAGGUGGCGUCCGGGGCAGCAAGGAUCCGAGGAGAGACGCUCGGCCUCAUCGGGUUUGGACGCACAGGCCAGGCGGUGGCCAUGCGGGCCAAGGCAUUUGGCUUCAACAUCAUCUUCUACGACCCUUACCUCCAGGACGGCUUGGAGCGCUCGCUCGGAGUGCAGCGGGUCUACACGCUGCAGGAUCUGCUCUACCAAAGCGACUGCGUGUCCCUGCACUGCAACCUGAACGAGCACAACCACCACCUCAUCAAUGACUUCACCAUCAAACAGAUGCGUCAAGGUGCUUUUCUGGUCAACGCUGCACGAGGAGGUCUUGUAGAUGAGAAAGCUUUGGCCCAGGCCUUAAAAGAAGGCAGGAUACGGGGUGCAGCCAUGGACGUCCAUGAGUCAGAGCCUUUUAGUUUUUCCCAAGGUCCCCUCAAAGAUGCCCCCAACCUGAUCUGCACCCCCCACACUGCCUGGUACAGCGAACAGGCGUCGCUGGAGAUGAGAGAGGCCGCCGCCACGGAAAUCCGCAGAGCCAUCACUGGUCGUAUUCCCGACAGCCUGAGAAACUGCGUCAAUAAGGAGUUCUUUGUUACCACGGCGCCCUGGGGAAUGAUGGAGCAGCAGCAGCCUCAAGUUCACCCUGAAAUCAACGGUGCCGCCUACAGCCGAGUGAACCAAACCAUGGUACAGGCCAUAGCAACGGGGGGAAUGCAGGACAAAUUAUAUACCUAGAUCUCAACUCAGAUUCCCCCCUGGUGUGAUGGGUAUCGCCCCCGGUGGGAUCACUGGACCUAUGGAAGGGUUGGUGCCCGGGGGUGUGCCAAUCGCCCACACCUUGCCCCUGGGCACCCAUCCGUCCCAGGCCACCUCUCCAAAUCAACCCUCCAAACACGGCAACCCUAUGAGAGAGCACAUGAGUGAGCCGUAGCAGGAUGGCUGGCGUAGCCGAGCAGAGACAUAAACUCAGUGUAGACUAAGAAACUGACCAAGUCAACCCACCCAACCAUAUGCUUGAUGUCAGCCGUCUGGACCUACCAGCAAACUGCCUGCCAGGCAAAUGUUUCACACUUUUCGUUUUGUAUGAAACCACCAAGCUGGAGUGAGGACAGUGGACGGUAGGACACACCUGAGCUGCCACACAAAGACGGGACUGACCGUCAAACUCGAGCAGCAGAGCCCAGGCGUCCCCUCCCUCCAUAUUAGAUUUUGUUUACCAAACUAAACGACCCUUUGGGUUAUAUCUGUAUCCUUACAUAUACAUUGGGGAAAUCCUUUUGGACUUCUAGGACAAGCUACCGGGAGCCAAGCGCAGGAACCCGACUCAACCUUCCUGGUUUUAAAGGACGACGUGUCAUUAAACCUGUCUUGUGUUUGUUAGGUUAUUUUUUUUUACUAUUAUUGGUUUAUUAUAUAUUUUGUGUUUCUGUUGCAAAUGAAUAUCUGUUUUUCAGUGAGUUAAAUUUAAUAAAUUUACCAUUAUGCUAGGCAGAGCAGAAAAAAAUCCACCAAUCAGCAAGUAGAUCAGAGAUCAGGACUCUGUGCCCUUUCUCUUCAUUGGUGCUCCAGAAUGUAAAAUCCAGUUAAACACCGUUUUAAAUCAGGAGGUGGAAAUGAAUGUUUACACCAAAAAUAGGAUUAAAAUGAUAAAAAAUUCAACAAAGCAAUCCAACGUUGAACAUGUAAUGGUCCUACUCUGCUGAACCAAGGUGAUAUUUGAGUCUUAUGAGCAGAAAAUUCCCCGUUAGCAUCCAAAGGAGCUCAUUUGCAUGGCAGAAAUGCACUUAUGAGCUACUGAGGUAUUAGUAAAGGAACAGAAACAGGAAGUCUCAGGAAACUACAAAGUAACAUUAAAUCUGAACAGAAAAUAAGAAAACCAAUCAUCCGGAUUACUGCUUCUCAUAUCUGUCUCAAUUGUGGUAUUUUUUUAAUAUAUCCAAUUGUACAUUUUAGAUGUGUGUGAAUGUUUUCACUCCUGUUAGAUUUGUAUCGGCUUGUUAAAUGUUCAUAUUGCCGUAGUCUUACGUGACCACGACCCCGCCCCUCCUCUCAUAGUUUCUUUGUUUUUCUGCUCUAAUGAGGGCCAGCUGUGGCUCUCGGUGGCCCCCCACCCUCCUCCUCAGCACCGUGACGUUAGAAAGAAGUGGCUGCAACAGAUUGUUUGGUUUUUAGUGUGAGUAUUUGUAUUUGUUUCUUGUACAAGGUGAACGUAUAGCAUUCAGUGCAGCUGGAAACAAUAAAUAAAACUUACUGUUCUGAUUGAUGAUUGGUAGAACACUGCUCUGGUUCGUUUUUAUCCGUUUAAAAUAUUUCUCAAGAAAACUGAAAACUGGGACAAAUGAGUGAUUAAAAAAGAAUAUGAACUUUUGUUAGUUUAAAAUAUAAUCAAGCCAAGUUGUGAUUUCCAGAUAAAACACAUAACCAGUUUACAACUUCUGUAAAGCAGUAGCUAUUUCACAUUAAUGUGAUUUCUAAUAAAUAAAAUCUUUGUUUAUCAAA
Molecule: messenger RNA, 5725 nt
Organism: Nothobranchius furzeri (turquoise killifish)
Lineage: Eukaryota; Metazoa; Chordata; Actinopteri; Cyprinodontiformes; Nothobranchiidae
Product: C-terminal-binding protein 2
Biological process (GO): regulation of transcription by RNA polymerase II
Cellular component (GO): nucleus
Molecular function (GO): DNA-binding transcription factor binding; oxidoreductase activity, acting on the CH-OH group of donors, NAD or NADP as acceptor; NAD binding
Source: RefSeq, a predicted model, not a curated record